UGAAAAAGUAAUGCACAAAAACCCGCACACGAAACCUGAGUUUUCCAUCGCAAAAAGCAGAUCCUCAGCUUAAAAUUAAACAUGAAAAGGUAUCUGAUUCUCGUCAUCUGUCUUAGCCUUGCAUUAGGCCAAGAACCGACGCUGCCGCCAGAACCAACAAGUCCACCAUCUCCAUCAAAACAUCCUUUUAAGGUAAACAUUUUUUUUAGCUUAGAGUUCCUAUAAGACCAAAGAGUGGAAAGAUAUAGACUAAGAUAGGGUGAGUUGCAAGUAUUGUGGUGGUGUACAAUAAUAGUAUAGAAGCACCUCAAAGUAGCGAAUGCCAUAUAGUGCUUCAAGUUUUUUGGUCGCUGAGCUGAAAUAAAAACCAAGUAUUAUCAGUAAUCUUUUUCCUACUAGGAACUCGAAAAGAAAGAUUUCCGAAUUUUUUCCAACUAAUGGUCAUUUUUGGCUUUUUAAGUAACUUAAGAAUUUAACUCGAAAACUUUGGCCCACUUUUUCAAGUUACAAUCUGUUUUCCAUCCUCACCAGCGAAUCUCAAACUCAUUCACUCAUAGCUGAGGUAUAGUAGUAAAGAGAUUUUACCCAAAGCGGAACCAUUGGUUCAGGGUUUUCUUUGAUUCCAUUUUGUUUUUAGGGCAGUUUUUGGUAUUACUUGAAUAUAUUUAUAGACAUAGCCCCUGUAACUGGGCAUCGUGAACCAGUCCUUAUCCAAACCUUUUUGUUCUAUGGUUCUCAUAAGCGUGGCGCUGGACAAAAAUUCCGCAUUUUUUGUUUACAAUAAUUGUUUCUUUGCUUUUGUUAUUAUCUUUCUGGCCAGCACUGCCUCGAAACUUAUAAUCAAUGCGUACAAGAAGCUGGCUCAGAAUGGAAGCCUCAACAAGCCUGCUUUCUGGGAUUCUAUAAAUGCCAGAAUAAAUACACGGUAAGUAUUUGAGGCAAAUAUCGUCACUGUUGUAUUCUUUGCAUUUUGUUUGUUUGUUUCUCGGCUGCAGGCUUUUUUUCGUUUGUGCUCCAUGCCGCAAGGAAGUAGCAAACAGCUGCAAAAGGCCGUGCCUGUAAAUUUUAUCUCCGUUCCAAUCACCCAAGGAUCUUCUUUUUUGGAAAAUGAUAUGACAAAAGACACUACAAAGAUGAUCGUCUCAUUUUUUAUUAUUUCAUUUUCUUCUUUUGUUUUGUGUUCGUUGUCUGUGAAGGAUGCGUGCUAAUACUACAACUUUUUGCGUUUUACUAUCUCCAUUUAACCAACGUUUGCAUAACAUGUCUUUGUAGAAAGCCAAUUUAUUCUUGACUUCGGCAGUACAGGAAUCUGAAUCGGAGUUAACCUGAGAUCAGGCCCAAUUUUAGCAGUUCUCAUACAUUCUCUCUUACGUGUUCCCGCUACCCGCCGGAAUGUUAUUUACAAAGCAAAACGAAAAUAGAGCCUGAUCUCAAGUUAUGGCGGAGUCAGAUCCGUAGGUGAAGGGCCCGCUCAUUCAGUACCUCUGAUAUAACGGGGGGGGUCAAGGGGGAGCAAGCCUGAAAAACAAGCCCUUAAAAUAAUCCACCACUGAAAAUUACCACGUAAUGAAUAGGAUAAUCCUACGGCUUUUGACUGUUAUUAUUUUUUGGCCCGUUCGACUGACGAAGGAAAAAGAUAGGAGAAAAAGCAAGAGCGAGGAGCCGAAAGGAAACGAGGAGAACAGGAAAAAACAAUGGCAGCUCUCUUAGUUUUUAUAAUAGCUACUUAGGAGAGCUUUUGGCCGAAAAAAAACUCUUGGACGCAAAAGGUCCCUGAUUUGACGAUAACGUUAUCAAAAAUAGGGCUAAAAAUACAUAUUCGUAAGUUCUUGAAUAUUUAAAAUUCAGUUUAAACUUUACUUUACAGGCAGAAUGCAGAAAAAUUUACAAAAACAACGGAUGUUACCAGGCUCUUGGAAGAGAUGAAUGUAUGAAGAAACUACGUGCCUGUUAUGGAUCCAGCUGA
Porites lobata is the source of this 1966-nucleotide messenger RNA. The record is from the annotation of a GenBank genome assembly. NCBI's taxonomy places the organism in Eukaryota, Metazoa, Cnidaria, Anthozoa, Scleractinia, Poritidae.